Molecule: messenger RNA, 10744 nt
Organism: Spodoptera littoralis (African cotton leafworm)
Lineage: Eukaryota; Metazoa; Arthropoda; Insecta; Lepidoptera; Noctuidae
Source: the annotation of a GenBank genome assembly
UGUAUGGGUCAUCUCUACAUCAAAAAGAAGGCUGUAUCGUAGUACCUUUGCCUAGCAAAAUUUAUAGGAGUUGAAACAAAUAAAAACUAUUUUCGUUCUUACUUACCUUACGUCAAAAAAAGUGUUAGUGUAAUAAUUUUGGUGGUUUAUUUCAAGAUUUUUUCAGUAAAUUGAGUAUAUGGUAAACGCAAAGGGGGUGCAAUGAUUAAUCACAUGUUAAAAUAAUGACUAUAUCAAUGAAAGAACAAGAUCAAAUGCCAGGGGAGAUGGCAUUCCCCGAGGCCAAAUUAAAGGCAUUGGAAGAGAAGAUAUCUCAUCCCCGCUGGGUGGUGCCUGUGUUGCCUGAACAGGAGUUGGAAGCAUUGCUAAUUGCUGCCACUGAGUUGGCAGCAAAAGGUGAAGAUGCAACCCACCCAGCUUGUCAGAGAUUCUAUAAUGAUGCCUUAACAGUGUCAUUUACUAAGAUACUGACUGAUGACGCAGUUUCAUCCUGGAAAAAUAAUAUACAACAAUGUGUCCGUUCUAACUGUGAGAAACUCGUCAAACUUUGUGCGAUGAAACUAGAUGAUCCAAGAUUUCUGCAUUUAUUAUCUAUGACAUUCAAUCCCAAUAACAAAUUUCACACAUUCAAUGCAUCAAGAACUUGUGAAGGCCUGUCUAUUACUCCACCUGGACAAGGUACCACCCAAGAGUCGGAAGUGUUUGCAAGGUCACAGGACCACCGCACACCAAGAGGAUGGCUGGUUCAUUUAAUUAAUGUGUUUGGUCAAGCUGGUGGCUUUGUGAAACUUCGAGAAAGGUUUGAAACAAUAAUGGGAUUUCAAAAGACAGACCUGACGUCUUCAAUCACUUCUGAAGAAAAAGUUUCAACUGAAAUCAUAGAAAAGGAGAAUGAAGAAAACAAAUGUGAUAAAGUUGAGAGCACCGAAAUAGUUCCAGUUAUUGCUGAUAGUGGUGAAUUUUCCAUACCGGCGCGCAGUGAGCAACCCUCAUCACUCGAGCAGUCCACUAGUGGAGAGACUCGAGUCGCGACCGUGUGGCAGUUGCUGCGACCUCUAGGGCUCUGCCACGAUCUCCUCACAUCACACACUGUUACCACGUACCUGCUGCCUGUACUCGAAUGUAUUCCCACAUUACUUGAGAGUUUGACUGAUGAAGAACUGAAGAGAGAAGCGCGCGGUAGUGAAAAUAAGACUGACACUGUUUCUUGUUUAAUUCGCGCCUGUAAAUACGUCUCAGUAAAAACUCCCCAGUAUCACAGUUUACUUAAAUCUCUUGAAAUGUUUCGGUUGAAAAUGAUAUUGCGUUUAUUGCAAAUGUCUUCAUUCAAUGGGAAAAUGUCGGCUCUGAAUGAAAUCAAUCAACUUAUUAGUACAUUCUCUCAGCAACCUAAACCAGAGUGGCUUACACCAAGUGUUAUAACAACUUGGAUUCGUGAAAACAAAGUAGUGGACAUAGUCUUACGAGACUCCCUUCACCAGCCGCAGUAUGUAGAUAGACUGGAGAAAAUGCUUAGGUUUAUGAUAAAAGAGAACUCUUUGACGCGAGAUGACUUGGAUGCUAUAUGGAAGGCUCAGCACGGCAAGCACGAGGCGAUUGUCAAGAACUUGCAUGACUUACUAGCCAAACUGGCUUGGGACUUUACUCCUGAUCAACUUGACCAUUUAUUUGACUGUUUCAAGGCAAGUUGGGCUACGUCCAGCAAAAAGCAAAGUGAUAAACUACUAGAGGUAAUAAGAAGAUUAGCAGAAGAUGAUAAGGAUGGCGUAAUGGCAAACAAGGUAUUAGUGCUUUUUUGGAAUUUGGCCCACUCAGACGAAGUAUGUACUGAAAUAAUGGAUGUGGCAUUAGCUAAUCUGAUAAAAAUAUUAGACUACAGCUGUAGCCAAGAUCGUGACGCACAGAAAACGCUUUGGUUGGACAAGUGUGUGGAAGAACUGAAAACAAAUGAAAAGUGGGUGUUACCAGCAUUAAAAAUGAUGCGCGAGAUUUGUUGCCUAUACGAGGCGGGCGGUGGCACGGGCUUACGACCUCACGUCACCCGACAGGAACUGAUCGAUCGCCUGCAGACUCAGCACUCGCUUGUCAUACUCGUAACAGAUUCACUCACACACUACAUGGAGGCUGUGCGGACUAAACUGGCCGAAGAGGGUGAUAUUGACUGGGACAACUGGCUACCAGAUGGCAGGUACCCACAUGCGGCUCAAGUACAUGAACGAUUGAGUUUUCUAAGAUUUCUCUUGAAAGAUGGACAACUGUGGCUGUGUGCUGAACAAGCAAAACAGAUAUGGGUAUGUCUGGCCGAGAAGCCAGCACACCUGGGCGACCGUGAAGCCUGUUUCCGAUGGUUCAGCAAACUUAUGGGUGAAGAGCCAGAUUUGGAUCCUAAUAUUAAUCUACAUUUUUUUCGACGGAACAUUAUGACAUUGUCACCGAAUUUAUUAACCCACGCUGGUAUCAAGUGUUUUGAAAGAUUCUUCAAGGCAGUAAACUCCAAAGAAGGCAAACUAAAAGUAAAGAGACGAAGCUUUUUACUUAACGAUGCAGAUCUCAUAGGAUUAGAUUAUUUAUGGAGGGUAAUAACGGAGUGCGAGGACGAGAUCUCGGCGCGCGGCAUCGAGUUGUUGCGCGAGGUGAGCACGUGCGUGGGCCCGCAACUGUCGGCCGCGCAGCACCACGAGGCAUUCCUCACGCACUGCUGCGCGCGCACCCAGCGCUUGCAGAAGGACAUGGAGGCGCACGAAGAUUCGUCAGAGAGUUGUACGAGAAUGUGUAGAGUGAUUCGUGCCAUACAAGAAUAUAUUAACGAAUGUGAUAGAAGAUUUUCCGCAGAACGGCAGAUAUUACCUAUCUAUAGGUCGGGCCGAGGGAGGCAGUGUACGAUUAUAGUCAGAUUUAAUUUUCAAACUGGCCAAAGACAAAUUGAAGAUGUUGAACUUUUUUCACACUCGAAUGAGACACUGCACUCCUUGCGUUCUAAUAUACAAAGAAGGCUGAAGAAUGCUUCAGAGAGUAAUAUAAAGUUAGAACUGUAUGUAAAUAAGUUGGAACUGUAUGUUAAUGGGGAGCUAUUAGAUUCUAGUCACGAUAGAAAAAUUCUCUCGCAAAUCCCGCUUCGUGACAAAACUGUUAUUGUCGCUAAGGUGUAUGACGGACAAGUAUGUGGCAGUGGUGGGUGCGGCUCGUCGAAUGAGUCUAGCAGUGACUCGUCUACUUCUUCGCCUCCGUUGUCACCCACACCGGAGCACGCAUUGCCUGGCGUUCUCUUUGCUCAGGGAUCGUGGUACUUGCCCUUUAUAUUAGACUUGGAGCAUAUUGGUAUCACCAAAGGACACGGCCCGCUCACUGAAGCGGCGCACUUACUCUCGCAGAUCUGCCCUGCUCAUAAACAGACCGUGGAAAAGCUAACGGAGGCAUUGUUAUGCAGAGAUGAUACAAAACUUAGGGAUAUGCUCUACGGCCCAGCUCCACCUACGGUGGCUUACAACGUUGAAGUGUUGUACAGCAUGGUGAUGCCAUCGUCAGACACGAGGUUGGAGCGCUGCCGCAGCUUUCGGAUCGCUUGCGUGAAGAAAGCUCCUCUACUGGUGCAGUGCUUGUCUGACAACGACUUCUUGCAUGGGGCAGCUCCACAUACUAGGAGAGUUGGUUAUUUAGCUCUAGUCAGACUGGCUAAGCUAGCAUUAUACACACUUGGUCAUCUAUUUGAAAUAAUUGCUCCAGAUGGUACAGAUGCAAAUCUCGAUAAGGAAUUCAGAAUUCCAUGUUUUAACUGCUCUGUUGUUGUUAGUAGAAGGGAUGUGACAAUACUGCGUGAAGCCCUGCAGACGGUGCCAAACCAUACCUGUGAGCUAAUGGUCAAAGCUAUUGCUGAGAAACUAGCUAACGCAUUGGGAGAGCAGGUGGUAUUAAGCGGAGAAGAUAGUGAUUCAGUAUCGGCGCUAGUAUGGUGGUGCGUUCCCACGUCGGCCACGGUGCGUUCUCUGUACAGCCUCUCAUACUCCGUGGCCCAACCCUCCGAUAUCAGUGGCAUUGUACACCCUGAUGAUGUUACAUUGGUCCGAGAAUGCAUGGAGGUGGUGACUAUUUGUAUGGCGUUGAGUGGUGGCCACUUAGAGAACAACCUGUUGAAUGAGCCAUGGUGGCAGGACACAGCAUUGUACCUUAUGAUUGACUGCCCGAACCCCCAGGUGCGCGUGUCGUGCGCGGAGCAGCUGCUGUGCAUGUGUGCGUGGGGCGGCGGCGGCGGCGCGCGCGCGGCGCUGGCGGCGCUGGGCGGCGCGGCCGGGCUGGGCGCCGCCGCCGCGCGCCUGGCCCAGCACGCGCGCCACGCCAUGCAGUUCCUGCAGCUGCUGUGCCGCCUCGUGGCGCUGGCCGGGCCCACCGAGCGCACGCUCGACGACCUCGCGCUCGAGGUGGCAUGGCUGCGAGCUGUCCGUGCUAAUCCUCUAUCGCUUGACGAUACGUUGUUGGAGGGGCAUCUUAAUCUCACCAAGGAGUUGUUCACGCACGUGCCGGCGCAAGUCAAGUACCAGUAUGGAGCACAUCCCGACCACAAAGACGCAGGUCUCAUUAAGUACAGACAGGGUAACGAUGAGUACCUAAUGCUUGUAUCUGCGUGCACAGGAAGUGACGACGGAAUUCCUGUGGCCGUACUCGUGGGCGUGGUGCGUGGUGUCCGGCGACGGCGGCGGCGCGGGCGAGGCGGGCGGCGCGGAGGGCGCGGGGCGCGCGGCGGGCGCGGGGCGCGGCGGGCGGGCGCGGGGCGCGCGGAGCCGGCGGCGCCGCUGUGCCGCACGCCCAGCGCCGCGGCCGCCGCCACCGACCUGCUGCUGGCGCUGGUGCACGGCUGCGUGCCCAACAUGGCCGCGCUCGCCAACCUGCUCGACCUCAUGUUCUACAGCGAUAAGAGCAUGCCCCUGGCGGAGUGGGAGUACAUGCCGUGCGUGGGCCCGCGCCCCCCGGCGGGGCUGGUGGGGCUGAAGAACGCCGGCGCCACCUGCUACAUGAACUCCGUGCUGCAGCAACUGUACUGCGUGCGAGCUGUUAGGGACGCGCUGCUCACUGUGCAAGGUGCUGCUACAGACCCCAAUGAAGAUUUCUCUGGCGAAAGUCAUCAUCACAGCAUUGUUGAAAAUAAUAUAGAAAGCAACACAGAUUACAACAUCACAAUUUUAAAACAAGUACAAGCAAUAUUUGCGCAUCUACACUAUAGUAAGUUACAGUACUACAUACCGCGCGGACUUUGGGCACAUUUUAGGCUUCAAGGUGAACCCGUGAAUCUACGCGAACAGCAAGACGCGGUGGAAUUCUUUAUGUCAUUGGUAGAGUCUUUGGACGAAGCUCUGAAGACAUUAGGACAAGAACAAUUAAUGGCUAAAACAAUGGGAGGUACAUAUUCUGAUCAAAAAAUCUGCAAGGGCUGCCCUCACAGAUACUGUAAAGAAGAACCAUUCAGCGUAGUGUCACUGGAUAUCAGGAACAUGUCGCGUUUGCAGGAAUCUCUCGAGGCAUAUGUUAGAGGAGAAUUACUGGAAGGUGCAGAUGCUUAUCACUGUGACAAGUGUAAUAAAAAGGUGGUAACAGUUAAACGCUUAUGCUUAAACAAACUACCUCCCGUCUUAGUCAUACAGUUAAAAAGGUUCGAAUAUGAUUUCGAAAAAGUAUGUGCAAUCAAAUUUAAUGACUACUUCGAAUUCCCGAGGGAACUGGAUGUCGAACCUUACACAGCAUGGGGCCUGGCUCGAGCUGAGGGUGAUUCAUCACUGUGGGAGGGUGGUGAGGAGAAGGCCCAGGAGACUCACUACCAACUUAGUGGCAUUGUUGUACACUCGGGACAAGCCUCCGGAGGACACUACUAUUCUUACGUCCUACUCAGGGACAAUGGCAGCGAGACAGGCAGGUGGGUCAAGUUGGAUGACGGCGAUGUCUCGGAGUGCGGUAUGCAUGAUGACGAGGAAAUGAAGGCGCAGUGCUUCGGCGGAGAGUACAUGGGCGAAGUGUUUGAUCCGAUGUUAAAGAGAGUUUCAUACAAACGGCAGAAACGAUGGUGGAAUGCAUACAUGCUGUUUUACACUAGGAAAGACACGAUAGAAUCGCAGUCGCUUCUAGAACAAUCCAUGAAAAACUUGACUAUGAAAGAAAAUAUUAUACCUCGACCAAUCUGGCUGUCUGUACGCCGCAGUAAUAUUGCGUUCUCUCACAACCAGGAUCAAUUCAGUCUUGAACAUUUUAAUUUCAUGAAGAAGCUUUGUUACAUGCGACUGCAGAUGUUACCAGGAUCUCAAAGUGCAAUUUGGGGCCCCGAGCACGAAGAAAUGUCAAUGUUAGCGGUACAGCUAGCAACAAAAUUCUUGUUCCAAGUAGGGUUCCGCACCAAGAAGACGUUGCGCGGCCCCGCCGCUGACUGGCACGACAUACUGUGCCAACAUUUGAGGUGCUCGCAAGCUGUCCGAGCCUGGUUCGCUACAGAUCUAUUCAAACAUCCGCACAGACUAUGCGACUACUUAUUGUCGUGUCCGACAGCCGAAGUGAGAUUAGUCUUUAUGAAGAUCAUCGUAUUUUUGGCGCAUUUCUCAGUACAAGAUCCACCAGUGAGCAACGGGUACGGGUCGUGGUGCGGUCGCGAGGAGGCGCUGUCCCUGUCGGACCAGGUGCUGUGCUGCGCGCGCGCCCUGGCCGCGCCCGCGCCCGCCGCCGCGCAGCACGCAGACACGCACGCCGCCAGGCAUCUGCCGCUACUCUUCAAUCUCUUCCACACUUACGCCUGCCUCGGAAUCAGCGAGAAGCAUCAGCUGCUUAGGUUGAAGCUGCUGGAUAUUGUUUUAUCCGUGUGCAUGGAUGAAACUAACACGGCGAUGGGCAAGUACCAGUACCCAGAGUCAGCGAAAGUUCACCAGGUGGUGUGCGCGCUGGCGCGGUGCUGCGACGUGAGCGCGCGCUGCCAGGCGGCGGGCGCGGCCGACGGCGCGGCGCCGCUGCCCAACCCCUUCGCCGAGCCGCACGGACACGCCGCGCGCCCGCAGCUCUCGUCCGCCGCCGCAGACGUACUUUACAACAGAACUGGAAGUUAUAUGAAAAAGUUAACUGAAGAAUGUUGCGGUUGCGACGAAGGCAUCAGACUUCUGCAAUUCUUAUGCUGGGAACAUGCCGGUUGGUCCCGCAUCGCCCUGGCCGAGUUGCUGUGGCAGAUGGCGUAUGCAUACUGCCACGAGCUACGUCGUCAUUCCGACGCGCUCACCGCAUUACUACUAAUGGAAGACAGCUGGCAACAGCAUCGGAUACAUAACGUCAUCAAGGGCGUGUCGGAGGAGCGGCCAGGUCUGCUAGAGACGGCGGCGCGAGCCCGCGGCCACUACCAGAAGCGCGCGUACGCCUGCGUGAAGCUGCUGGUGGGCGUGAUGUGCCGCGCGCCGGCCGCCGUGCGCGCCGUGCACCACCAGCCCGACGCGCGCCGCCGCUGGAGGCAGCUGCUGGCCUGGCUGCAGGACGAGCUCGACCGCGAGAAAUGUUUUCAGAAGUAUGGCCCCGGCGGUUAUGGCUCUUAUGGCACCUGGUCCCCACCCGGAACCUCCAACGAGACUUCUAGCGGAUACUUCCUCGAGCGAAGCAACUCCGCCAGAAAAACACUCGAAAAAGCUUAUCAACUCUGUCCCGAAGAGGAAGAUGAAGAAGAAGAAGAAGGUCGGGAAGGCGCUGAGGGAUCUGGGUCUGGUGACGCGGCAGAUGACAGCGGCGACGAGGACGAGCCGGCCGACGAGGAGCCCGCUGCGCGGCGCCUGGCCGGCGGAGCGGGCGGCGCGGUCCCCAACGUGGGCCCCAGCGCGGGCCCCAGCGCCGCGCCCGCACCCCCCGCGCCCCCGGCGCCCCCCACACAGACCUCGCGCGACCCGCUGCCGCCGCUGUGAACGCGUCUCUAGUCCCCGCCCCGCGAUUACUUAUUUAUAUAACUUACGAGUUCCGCUUUAAAAGUACCAUAGUAUUUAUUAUUCGCCGUAGGAUUCGUCGUAGUGCUCUCUCGACGGUCGAAUGUAUAGGUCGUAGCGACUCGGGUCUCGAGCCCGACACGAGCGUGCCCCGUCCGUUUGUGUCGUUUAUGAACAGACGAGCGGUUGCUGCCCGCCUCGACUCUGAAUAUUAAUAGUUUGGUCCCCAAAUAUUUUUAAGUUCACCGACACGACGAGAAGCAAUCUCUUUUAGAAAUAAGUUUGUUUAUCUGUGCAAAAUAUCUGUAAAUGAGUUGUGGACUUGCAACAUAUUCGUUACUGCAUGAGCAAUUUUGUAUUCUAAUCUAUAUGAAAUGAACAAUAUUUGAAAUAAUGCUUUUAUUAAAAUAGGUCAUCUAAAUGCAUUUUAAAAUAGUGAUAGAUAGCUAUUUUAUACUUUUCAGUUCGGAACCGUUGGCAUGAAUUAGCAAGAAACACACAGUACAUAAUUCAUAGGCCGUAUGACAAAGUAUAAAGCUAGGUGCUAUCGGUUAGGGUCACGUAGUUGAUUUUAAUUGUUCUCACUCGCUUAUUAACUCGUUUUGUGCUUACUUUUUAGUCUUUGAAGUUCAAUAUUUUAACUUUCAAAGUAGGAAUGCAGGUAAUGUUUAUUUCGUUUUAAUUCUUGCUGCAUUUCUAAGUUAUUUUAUUCUUUAUUAUACAUUUUGAACGUAAUAUAUUUCCGUAAAUUAUUAUCUAGUGAUAUAGUGACACAUUUUAAUGACAUAUUCAUAUAAUUAGGACAGAAACACUUUAAAACCAAUGUGUGAACGAACAUAUGUUUAUUGUCUUAAAUAUAAUAUUUCCAGCGUUGACUGCGCAGGUGGUUGAUUCACGAUCAUUAUUCCUGUAUGAAAGUAUAGUAAAACAUGGUCCGAAUUCCGAUCAAUUCAAUUUUUACUAAACACGUGUCAUGUAAAAACGAACCUGUUUGCCAAUUGACGAAACUCAAAUAGUUUACGAGCCAACCAAUCAAUUUGUAAUAGACAUCACUGAUAUUUAGGGACCGAGUUCAUCAUAACCUACUUCACUUAUAAAUAUUGUAAAAUAUUAUGACAUAAAUAUUAUAUAACAGUCAUUUUAUAUUAGGUAGGAACUGUAGUUGAGCUUUCAAAACCAAGUCAUGUUUUUUUUAAUGUAAUGCAGUUUGCAGUGUCUAUGAGUGAAGUAGCAUUAAUUGUACAUAGUAAAACAAAUGCAUAUUAUCGAGGCCAGAGAACACAUAUUGGCCUAACUCUGACUAUGUAAACAAUGUUUAAUAUUUCAGUUUUUAAUUUGCUAGAUGUAUUAUUAUAAUAAAAUAAACUUAGUUUUAAUUCAGUGAAAAGUGUAGAUAUAGGUAUUAACGACUAGUCUAACAGGAAAAUGUUGCCACUAUGUCAAUGUUCUGCUUUGUAAUAUAAUGUUAUUUAUUUUUGUAUUUCACGACGGUUGUAUAAUAUUUUCCUUUUUUUCUAGUGGUAAAAUUGUUGUACCAUCCAGGCUAUCAGGCGACGCAGACGCUAAGUCGCGCGUGCGCUCGCGGACGUGCGCCCUUUCGUAGUCACGACUUGUAGCCUUUAACGUUUGCACUUUGCAUUCUAGUAUUUUACAAAUAUAAAACCACCGCGAUAUUCUGUGAGUAUUUAUUUUUUCAUAUUAAUUUAAACAUUAAUGAGCCUUCAAAUUAUGGUCGCAUAGACCGUGUGCCUUAUUUUUAAUUUUAUUUGCUCAAUGCUUGCACCUGAUAGUCUGUAUAUUGAUCUAUUAACAAGUUUUUAUUUAAAAGACUGUUAUGUCAUUCAUUUUGCAUGUAAACACAUAUAUGUACGAAUAAACUAAAUGACAAAGUAUUUAAAUAAUGUGAUAAAAUAGAAUUAAAAAUUUUAUUGAUUACUAAAACACCAAGCAUGUUUAUAUGCUAAAGUGAAUGAUGUCGAGUCGUGAUUUUAUUUUGGCUUUAAAAUUUUAAAAGUCGCUUUAUCAUGGUUUUAUAAGUGAAAGAAACAUCCAAAUCACAAGUUGUAAUGAUUGAUAUAGUACAGAAUAGCAUUGUGAAUAAUUAGAUACCUGCUCGAGAAAAUGCUGAUUGUUGUUAAUGUUAUUACCAAAGAUGGAGUUUAGAUAGAAGGGAAAAUGGUGGCCCUUUUCUUAAUAGCUUAAUAAUUGAAAUGUUUUGUAUCUUUUAUAAAAUGCAAAGUUAACGAUAUUAUGUUGAAACGAGAUAAAAUGUGAUUGAUCUUAGAUAGGUGAACCGCUAUGAUUCUUGUUUAGAAACAAAUGAGUCGAUGUACCGGUAACUAAUCACAUAAGUAACAGACGUAUGAUACUCGGAGCGAGAUUCGAAAUCUUGUAAAUAUCAUCAACCGGAAAUAAGUCAAACUCAACAUGAACUUCAUUCUUUAUAGUUGAAAUUCGCAAAAGAUCUCAAAAAUAAAUAUCUAUUAGUGCGUUCCGAAAACACACUUAAAUAAUGCAAUUUUUUUAUAUUGAAAAUUUUGUAAUGUAGCAUAUUGUUCAUAGCAUUGUAUGCGAUACACAUCAAAUAGUUUGGCAGAUAUGUUGGGAUUAUUCACUGCAGUUCAAUGUUUGCAGUUUUCACGAGAACAGUGUAAAAUGUGUAUUCAUAGAAUUAUUAUAAGAUCAGUUGAGUUUUGUAUAACAUUUCUAUGGCAAAUAUAACGAAAUGGCAUUUGAAGAUUAUACAAGAAUGCUCAAGAAGCGUUCAUACAGAUAUUAUACUAUUCAAAUCAAGAAAUAAAUUCAUAAAAUCUUUCUGA